UAGCCACUAGCGUCUCCAACGACUCCGAUUGCCUCGUGCCCCGUCUGAUCCUUUAUUUGCCUUCACCUCACCAAUUGAUUUUAUACUCAUUCUCAUCGUCCCAUAUAAUUAAAGCAAGACGAUGUAAUGAUUAACAUACGAUGAGUUGCUAUGACAAAAUGUCCAACACGCUCACUCCAUUUGUAUAUUGGGCUCAGACGGAGAGUCAAGUUACGCUGAAGGUAGACUUGACUGAUGUAAAGGAUCUUAAUGUCAAUCUAAAAGAAACUACAUUGCAAGUUACAGUCUAUGGACAUGGAGCCAGAGGAGUGAACAGUUACAGCUUUGAUUUAAAUCUUUAUUCACCUAUUGAUCCAAAUGAAAGUAAUUACAAGGUAAUCGAUCGUGAGGUGAACUUUGUUUUGAGAAAGAAAUGUAAUGGCUGGUGGCCAAGACUAAUAAGUCAACCACAGAAGCCCUCAUGGCUUAAGAUUGAUUUUGAUAAAUGGAAAAGUGAAGAUAUGGAUGACAAUGAAGAUGAGAAGCGUGAUAUUCUCAAUGAUUAUCCUGACAUGUAUGAUAAAUUGCACAAAGAAGAACUAGGAUAUAGAAAAGAGGACUUUGCGAAGGUGUAUCUAGUCAUAUAUAAUCUCUGUCAAUUUGUCGGUUUUAUUUAUGUGUUUGCUGUAAUGGCUAUAAGAUAUUCUCGCGAUGGACCAGAUUCCAUGAAAGAAACAUAUGAUGCAGUUGGCAAUCCAUUCAAAUUUAUACAAUUGUUACAAUUUUUGGAGGUAAUGCAUCCUCUAUUCGGAUAUACGAAGAACAGCGUACUAGUGUCUUUGUUACAAACGGGAGGUAGAGCAUUCAUACUGUUCUUCAUGAUCGACGCUGAGUCUCGUAUGCAAACCAAACCGGUCAUUUUCUAUCUGUUUCUGAUAUGGAGCACAGUAGAAAUAAUCAGAUAUCCGUAUUACAUCACGCAACUGUUGAACAUUCAGAUAACUUUCUUAACGUGGCUGAGAUACACAAUAUGGAUACCGUUGUAUCCGCUCGGCUUCGUAUGCGAGGGUAUUAUAAUGCUACGAAAUAUUCCAUACUUCGAGGAAACACAGAAGUUCACAAUUUCUUUGCCAAACAGUUAUAAUUUUGCUCUUCACUUCCCGUCUCUAAUAAGACUUUAUUUACUCUUCUUAUUCAUGCCUGGAAUAUAUACGGUAAUGUCUCGAAUGAAUCAGCUGCGCUUCAGAAAACUUAACAAUAAGUCUAAUAUUAAGAAGAAGUACAACUGAUUUCGCGGGAUAGAUAAUCUUCAGGCUUGUAUUCCUCUUUUUAUCUAUAGUCUCAUCUAUAGUCUAUUGCGCAGAAGAUAUAGGUAAUAAAAAAAGCGUGAGACGCAUAGAAGGCAUAAUAAGCUCUGUUUAGCAUAUACAGUUUUUAUAAUAACGUAAUUUUGUAUAGAUAUUUAUAUCGCUU
Messenger RNA from Atta colombica, 1452 nucleotides. RefSeq names its product very-long-chain (3R)-3-hydroxyacyl-CoA dehydratase (gene Hacd2). Gene Ontology annotation, molecular function: 3-hydroxyacyl-CoA dehydratase activity. The coding region runs from base 141 to 1268 and encodes 375 amino acids. The transcript is spliced from 6 exons. Gene Ontology annotation, cellular component: endoplasmic reticulum membrane. NCBI's taxonomy places the organism in Eukaryota, Metazoa, Arthropoda, Insecta, Hymenoptera, Formicidae. The record is from RefSeq and is a predicted model, not a curated record. Gene Ontology annotation, biological process: fatty acid elongation; sphingolipid biosynthetic process; very long-chain fatty acid biosynthetic process.